UAUAAUUUAUUCAGAUUUGAGCAAUGAAAUGAUACUAUAGGGGAAAUCGAUUGGGAUGCACUCUAUGGGGAGAGUAUGUGGAUCGUUUUUUGGAUUGUUUAACCCAAAAUGCUCAAGAACCGGUGAUCAUGUUGCUGAGCUUUUGCAAACCACGGCGUUAUAUGGGUACUGUGACCGUAUCUUCUGCGUUUCAUGUUACGAAGAUGCUUUUCGAUGGUAACUCUCCAGAGGUCAACGAAUUUAGAGCAAGAUUACCUCUACAAGUGGAUGACGUUGGAACAAUUGGAAGUAUCGUUUUAACCGCUGGAGCUGAUGGGGAUGAAGGUGUUAUCAAGACUACCACGAUCAAAGCACUCUUGGACACUACAAAGCCCGGUCCCUACUGGAUUGUUAGGAAGAUUGCUUCGAUAAAUGAUUUGGGCGACUGGUGCUAUUUGGGAUGCACCAAAUGCAACAAAAAGGUUGUCCCUGAUGGUGAUAAGUUCAGGUGUACGGGAUGUAACACUACCAUGCUGCAUGGAGUGUACAGGUUCAAGGUCAAUGUUCGGGUCUAUGAUUCCACCGGUCAUGCUUCAUUCGUCCUUUGGGAUAGGGAGUGCAAGGAAAUUUUGGGUGCAAGUGCUUUUGUGCUUAGGGAAAUUAUGCUUGAGAAAAAUAUGGACCCAAAUUUCAUUCCGACAGAGCUUAAUCGUUUGCUAGGUGUACGUGGGUUGUUUCACGUCAUUUUGAAAGCCGAACUUGGGAGUCCAUACUGGAGUGGAUCAAGAGCCUUUGGAGUUAGAUCGUUGGUCACGGAUGCAAAGAUAAUGAGCAGAUUUGAAGAGUUGCUUGAGUGUGAAGAGGAAGGAUUUGAUGAAGAAAGUGAGGGUCUAUGGGCAUCUCUUGAGGAUUUAAGUGAGAAGGUUCAUGAAGUGAUUGCCUCGAAUGACCCCAGCUCCAGUCAGAGUGUGAACCAGAAGCAUAGAAGGAUUGAUGACUUGGACAAGACUGACUCGGUGAAAAGAGAGCUUUUUGAUGACAUCUCAACAAGUCAAUGCAAGAAAAGCAAGAAGGAUAAUCCAAGCCAGUGAACAUCGAUCAACUGUUAUGUGUUUAUUCAUCAAAUGAACCGCCUCAGUUUUUUGUUGUUUUUUUUAUUUCGGUGGUGGUCUGCUUUUCCUAGGAAACGUCCUAGGAAACUUUAAAUGUUUGUUUCUAUGAACCACCUCUGUUUUUUGUUUUUU
Messenger RNA from Cuscuta campestris, 1223 nucleotides. Lineage: Eukaryota; Viridiplantae; Streptophyta; Magnoliopsida; Solanales; Convolvulaceae. The record is from the annotation of a GenBank genome assembly.